AUGGUGAAUCUGAAUAUGCCACCUGAGGGUAGUCAGGAGGGGUCUAAUGUUGAAGUUCGUAAAGUUGACUUAAUGGAUGACGGUCUUGAAAGUCAUGACGGUUCUGCUAUCAGAGAUCCAAUGAUGGAGCAGUAUGAAGUCAACCACGAUGAUGGAGACGAUGUUGAUGAUGGUGAUGAGGAAGAAAAGAUGAACUACUACGGUGACACACAAAUCGCUCUGACACAGCCUGCCAUUUCUCGACCAUAUGACCGACCGGAUCAUAUCACGAGGUUGAAUCUCGAUGCAAUGACUUCGGAUUGGUCGUUACCCAGGGAGGCUCCGAAGAGGAUCCAAUCAAUGAGUUCCAGGGAAAUACAUGUAUGCAAGUACAAAUAUAGAUUGUACAUGAUUGUGGAUAAUUGGAGAUAUAUACUUUACUUCCAUUUCCCAUACCGCAAUUUAAGAUACACUGUCUUUGGCUGCUUCCUUAUAAAUGAAUCAUUCAUAGCUUGUUACAAAAUAUCAAAUGUUAUUAACCAUGGAAUUGAUGAAUCAGCAAUAAAUGAAGCCCUAAAAGCUGCAGAGGAGUUCUUCAACCUCCCUCAUGAUGAAAAGAUGUGUUUGUUUUCUGAUGAUGUUCAUAAGCCAGUAAGAUAUGGAACAAGCCUUAAUCAUGCUAGGGAUGAAGUUUUUUGUUGGAGAGAUUUCAUCAAACAUUAUUCUCAUCCCCUACCGGAUUGGAUUCAUUUGUGGCCUUCAAAUCCACCAAGUUAUAGGAAGAACAUGGGAAAUUAUGCUGAGGCAGUGCAAGAUCUUCAAAACAAACUAAUGGAGAUGAUUUUUGAGAGCCUAGGGUUAAACCCUAGCUACCUUGAAGAAGAAGUUAAUGGUGGAUCUCAACUCCUAGCUGUGAAUUGCUACCCAGCAUGCCCUGAACCCGAACUAACCCUAGGGAUCCACCCUCAUUCCGAUUAUGGAUCAAUAACUGUUCUACUCCAAACUCGAUCCGGGCUCGAAUUCAAGAACAAAAACAAUAAUUGGGAGGCAGUUCCCUUAGUCGAAGGUGGCCUAGUGGUGCAAUUGGGUGAUCAAAUGGAAGUUUUGAGCAAUGGAGUUUACAAGAGUGUGAUUCACCGAGCAACAGUGAAUGUGGAUAAGAAGAGGUUUUCAAUUGUGAGUCUUCAUAGUUUUGCAAUGGACAAGAAGAUAGGGCCAGCAAAAGAGCUUGUUGAUGAUAAUCAUCAUCAAUUACCAAAGUGUUACAAUGAAUUCAGCUUCAGGGAGUUUCUUCAAUUCAUUUCCAACAAUGAUAUUACAAAAGAAAGGUUCCUAGACACUUUGAAGAUCAUGAAAUAAUUAAACCAUAUAUAGAUUUUGGUAUGUAUGUUCUUUUUUUAGAGUUUGUUUGUGAUUUCAGAUUUUGGAGAUAAUGAAAGGAUUUGAAGAGUAAUUAAUAAGUUUUUCUAUCCUUUCAUUAUUUCUCCUUCUAAAUAUAUCUG
Molecule: messenger RNA, 1481 nt
Organism: Arachis duranensis
Lineage: Eukaryota; Viridiplantae; Streptophyta; Magnoliopsida; Fabales; Fabaceae
Product: 2-oxoglutarate-dependent dioxygenase 21, chloroplastic-like
Exons: 5
Coding region: 1-1338 (445 amino acids)
Source: RefSeq, a predicted model, not a curated record